Messenger RNA from Drosophila suzukii, 2511 nucleotides. Its product is annotated as CUE domain-containing protein 2. NCBI's taxonomy places the organism in Eukaryota, Metazoa, Arthropoda, Insecta, Diptera, Drosophilidae. Gene Ontology annotation, molecular function: protein binding. The record is from RefSeq and is a predicted model, not a curated record.
CGAAAUAUUAUUGAUUGCAGGAAGAAGAAGCAGCAGGAGAAGCAAAAGAAAGGCGCAGCUCGUUAAAUCAAAACUGUUCAAAAGGGAAUUCCUGGCAGAACCAAGUUAAAAUUAAGUUAUCCCCUGUCGAAGGACAUGCUCUAAGUUCCGGGGAAGUCCCCAUCGAGUGAGAUUCAGCAUUUUGAGUGACGCCCAGCCAGAGCGAGCUUUUUAAGUCCCGAGCCUGAAAAUACGCCGAUCCAGCGUAAGAUUCUUCGAGAAGUCCGUUCCGCCAUAUAGCCAUUAUGACCAAUCUGGAGAAGCAGCACGAGAUGGUGAAGCGCAGCCUGGUGCAGUUUAUCAGCGGCCACAUCCCAGGGGCCGACUUCAGCGUGGUGGACGAGAUCGUCCUGUCGUACAUCAUCUCAAUUUGAGAGGCCUCUCAGGAUCCGUGCUUCGACGUGGAGGGCUUCGUGGAGAUGAUGGGCGCCUACUUCGAGAAGUUCCCCACCAUUGACCAGGGCAUCAUCUGCGACUGGAUCUACAAGCUGGCCAACGAGCUCACCGAGAUGGAGAAGAACCAAGGAGGACAUGACACUAUCAACUUGUCGCUCAACUCCCUGAGCCUGUCGAGCAUUAUUCCGGAGUCCAAGCUACGUGCUCGCAACUCGUCCACUUGAAAGGACGAGCUCUCCUCGAACAGCAGCAGCAGCGGCGGGGGCAGCAAUAAGCGCUCCCAGCACUUGUCGGAGACCAGCGAUGGAGGCUCCACGGAUAGCUCCAGCUCGACUUGUGACUACUUCCUGGAUGAAACCGAAGUUCUCCAGGAAAUGUUUCCGGAUUCGGCCAUUGCCGAGAUCAAGCACUGCAUCGCCAUUUCCAAAGGCGACAUCGAUAGCGCAACCCAGAUCCUCUUGCAUCGCCAAGAGACCAAUCAGUGUAUCAUUGACAAGUCGCAUACUACUUACAUCAAGAAGAAUGUUGUCGUCGACGAUAAUGAACUCAAGAAUCGUAUUAUUGCUAGGUACUCUUAUGUGGACAAGAACGCCACCCAGCGCGAGUACAAGCCGGUGGUGCCGAAGAUGGAGCCGCGCAAGCUGGUGCGCUACCGCGACAACAAGAUUGUAUCGCUCAAAGAGCGGUACACCGAGAUCAAGCGUGACGAAGAUGCUGAGUUAAAAAAACCCAAGAAGCAGAUUCAACCGUAACUAAAGAGGAACAAAACCCUCUUCAAGUAUUUUAUCAAGAAGCAAAUUAAUCCACACCCCAGUAACUUAUCCGCACCCUCGAUCUUCGCCAGCAGCAGUAGCUGCAAAUCCACCGGCAGCAGAAGCCAUCCCGAGCACAGCUUAUGCAAUCAUAUGCAUAUUGUUGGGUUGGCCUCCGCUAAAAGCCAUGCCAGCACCUAUCCCAGCUCCGUACCAGUGAUUCCCGCCAAGCUUAGCCAACGUUUAGAUGCUUCCCAACACGACGACGAUGAGACACGAGAGUUCAGAGACAAAGACGAGCCACCGAGCACAGCGAAUCGGUUCCCAUAUCCGAGUGAGUAUGGUCAGGAGUUUGUGGCAUCGGCCGGCAUGGUUGUGCUACUGUUGCUAGUCGGCCGUCACCAUUGGACAUCGACAUCUCAUCGCGCCCAUCCCCAUGACAAAGACAGAAAGACUUUACAUACCAAAUUAGUUGAUAGUUAUGCUUUAGGACUACUCGCUUAUGCAAAUUUUGAGAGCCCAUCCGCCGCGGUGGCCGUCUGCUUAUGAGUCCCGUUGCCGGGAGCAGGCAGCCCGGACGGAUCUGGACCAGGGUCUGUAUCCGUUGCCAGUCGUCGAUUAUGACGACUGGGGUCGCGCCUGCGCUGUGACUUCUCCUUAGUUCCUUACGCAAGCGAAUUCGAAUCGAACCGUAUCUGUGAAAAUCGUGAAUCUCAAACUCUUUAAUGUCCUCGAACAGUAUUGUUAAACCUACUUCGAACCCUAGGAUCAGUCGCAGGUGCGACACCCAAACCGAAUUUGGCGCUCAAAUAGACUUAUUUAGACGUUUUUAGGUACUCGAAUUGAUGAAUUUUGUUGGCCGUGUGCGUGUUUCAGAAACGCAGCUGCACAAGAAACUUGCCAUAUCUGUUUAAGAUUUGUUAACCCAUUUUGUAUCGUGUAAAUCGUUUUGUUUUCCUCUGGUCCAAGCAAACUAGCAACAGUAAUCUAGCAACAAUGCCACCAAAGCCACAUGCAACACAAACUAGUCCUCACCGCCCACUGAGAUAUCUGGAACCCAUAACAAUUCGGCUACUGCUCGGUGUAAGACAGCAAUACUAACAAUAAUCUAAACGUAUUCAGCAUAUACACAUGUAUGAACUAAUCGAAUAAUCAACUAUUUAUAAAGCGUAGCCUAUCCCCUAAUCCUUUCCGAUUAUUGUAACAAUUGUAACCUACAAUAUCACACGGCAGACCCUCGCCCAAUUCAUGUUAGAUUUAAGAAUCCUGAACAAUGUUCGGCCGUUUUGAGUUUGUCACUUUUUGUUUGAGACAAAAAAAAUAA